AUGGUUCGUCAUGGUGGACUUCUACAUUUGAAUCAGAAACAGUUCGCUGAAGACUUUGGACCGAUUGAGAAAGACUGCGACUGCCAUACUUGCCGAACUUACACCAGAGCUUAUAUACACAUGGUUAUGAAUAAGGUAAUAUGUUUCUCCUUUUGUCCCCCGCAUUUUCAAUUCCCAUUGGAGUACAAUUCGUAUCUAUUAAGUUAUCCAGAAAAUUUUACGCGUUUUUGACG
Messenger RNA from Strongylus vulgaris, 233 nucleotides. The record is from the annotation of a GenBank genome assembly. NCBI's taxonomy places the organism in Eukaryota, Metazoa, Nematoda, Chromadorea, Rhabditida, Strongylidae.